Molecule: messenger RNA, 4568 nt
Organism: Plodia interpunctella (Indianmeal moth)
Lineage: Eukaryota; Metazoa; Arthropoda; Insecta; Lepidoptera; Pyralidae
Exons: 8
Coding region: 178-1119 (313 amino acids)
Biological process (GO): L-cysteine catabolic process
Molecular function (GO): ferrous iron binding; cysteine dioxygenase activity
Source: RefSeq, a predicted model, not a curated record
CAUUAUUACUUUGUCUGUGGUCGGAGCAACUUGUUUUUUUUUUUAAACAAUCGAGAUAGUGACGUGAGUGUCGUGUUUCUAGAAAGUGAACAAAAGUUAGCAAAUAUUUUACAUUUUAUAAGUGAUUUUGGAUGAUGAUCUCUUCAAAGUCGUAUCCCUCAUGGCUGAGGAUAAAUAAUGGAGGUAGAAAAUGCUAAUUGUAAGAUAAGAGUUUCCCAGUGCACACACAUGGAGAUAUCACCUAUUGAGCAGCCCCUCAAAAUUGACCGUGAAAUAACGGGUCUAGACAAGUUAGUAGAGGAGCUGCACAGGGUGUUCUCAAACGACCAUGUCAACGUACAGGAUGUUCAGAAACUGAUGGCCGGAUACAAAUCCAACCCUAGUGAUUGGCGGAAGUAUGCCAAGUUCGACCGCUUCCGAUACACAAGAAACCUGGUAGACGCUGGUAACGGAGCCUUCAACAUCAUGAUAUUAUGUUGGGGGCCGGGUCACGCCUCAGCCAUACACGACCACGCGGACUCGCAUUGUUUUAUGAAGGUUUUGAGUGGGAACCUAGAAGAAGUCAGAUACAACUGGCCAGACAACGUCGAGCCGGAAGUGAUGAAAGUCCUCAAAAAGAACAAAACACGACGACGCUGUUGCUCAGAUACCGACGUGUUCCAAUGUCAAAACGGCAACUGUCAGAAUUCCCGCGCAAUCAAUCAAAAUUCAAACGGCAAAAUAACAGAGAACAAAGAAUAUUCGAGUUUCGAAAAUGGAACGGCGAACGCGAAUGGUGGAGACAAAAUGGCCGCCGAACGAAAUGGCGAUUAUGAUAAUAAAUGUGAGGAAAAUGAUGAGGAAUAUGAAGCACAAGAUAUGGAAGAAGUUGGCCGAACGAGGCUGGAAGUAGACGAUGUUUGUUAUAUAAAUGACGCCUUAGGUCUCCACCGUAUGGAGAAUCCUUCGCAUGUCGAUUGUGCCGUCUCACUACAUCUGUACUGUCCGCCAUUUGACAGCUGUCGCGUGUUCGACGCCAGGACGGGGAAGCCAACAACUGUCAAUGUCACUUUCUGGUCUAUGUACGGGAAGAAAGUUAAGAGGGUAAUGGAAGCGAGCGAGAUGGCUGACAGUCAAUAACUCUAAAAUUAUAAUAGAAAAGGGACCACACAAAUUAUAUCAUUAUUUACAGAAUAAAAAAUAUAUAAAAUUAAUUAAAAGGCUACAUUAGCACAAGCGCUUUUCAAAUAUGCCACCACGUAAAGCAUUUUAUUAACGCUUUCGACAUGUGACAAUAGCACUCAAUCUAACGCCGUACGCUGAGCAUUAAAAAAACGUUGUGGUCAAACAACGACAUGCGAAUUGCAUAUAAGGAUUAUCGAUUAGGUACAUUUCUACACAUUAAAAAGGUGCGCGUCGAAAAAACGCUUGUGCGAGCUAAGCGUAAGGACUCAAAAUCACAUGACUUUUGGAACUUUGGAACACUCCAAGUCUCAUAUAAAUUGGAUAUACACGCCACACCAAAAAAAUAUUCGAAAUGAGACGAAAUUGUUUUAUUUUAUUAUUUGUGACUUCUGUGUGAGUAUUCGCUGAAUUUUUCGGCGUAACCGAAACUAAUUAGACCGAAAUUAGAUUCGGCCGAAUUCGAAGUGGAAUAUUUUAUUUGAUCGGACACUAUCAAAUAAAAAAAUACAGUUUUUUUUUUUUUAAACAAGUAUCCUCGCAAGACUAGAUAUCUGACGGUAUAGUGCGCGCCAGAUAAGUCUGCGCGUGACAAUAUCAGGAACUAUCAAUAAUACACAGGCCACAUCGUUGUUUGCAGCGACAGUAGCGCCACCGCUGCGGGACUACUUUCGUAGCGCGCACUCUGGCCGUACCACGAAAAACGGCCCGUGGCAAAAUAAGGAACUAUAAAUAACAGAUAGGUCACAUUGUUGUUUACAGCGACAGUAGCGCCACGUUUGCGGGACUUUCGUGAUACGUACAAUAUUUACGCUAAGGCAUUUCAUGGAGCAAGAAAAUACAGAAAUCGGAUUUUUUAAAAUCUGUUUUCUUUAAUUACCUACCCACAUCUUUUCGCCAUUUCAAACCAAAUAGAAUAAAUAUAUACGGACAAAUCACACAGAUUGAGCCAGCCCCAAAGUAAGUUCGAGACUUGUGUUACGGGAUACUAAGUCGAUACGAUACAAUAUUCUAUAACAUAUACACAUAUAGAUAAACUCAGGUCACUUAAAGGACAAUAAUCAAAGGACCGGGGGUCGAACCCGGGACCUCCAGCGUAGCAGUCCGGCGUGAUGGAUAGGUAUACCUACUAAAAAAUAACAAAAUAAUAAUUCAUUCAUUAAAUUCAUGUGCCUGUUUUAUUUAUUUUAUUUAUUUAUUUUAUUUAAAAGGCACACAAACAGAUUACAGACAAUGAAGUACAGAAUAUUGACUUAACAAUAAUUAUCAAACUAAUCUAUAAUCCAAUAAAGUGUACACAGAAGAACAAAAUAAAUUUCGUGUAAGCAAGCCUAAAUCUAUGCAGUAGAAUAAAUUGAUAUUAUAUAAGUAAAGACGCAUAAACAAUACAUACGCAUAAAAGAUACAUAUAUAUCUAUAAAUAUAUAAUACAAAAAACAGAAAGAUCAUCACAAUCACAUAUUCAAUGCUAUGUUUAAAGAUUUUUUAAACUGAGAUAGACUAGGGUUAAAAAUGCCUGUGUAUUAAUGAUUCAAUAAAACUGAGAAAUUAAAACGACACUUAAUUAUUGUGUUUAUAAUAAUAAUUACAACAUAAAUACCAACGACACACGGACUGACCCCCUUAAUCUACCCUAAAAAUGAUAGCCACUUGGUCAUGGCCCGUGUCUAUCAUUAGAAUGCCAGCCUCGGCUGAGAGCUUAAAGUGAUAAAAACAUAAUAAUAAUUAUCAAAAAUAUAUAAUAAAAACUUUGCUUUCAGACCCUUGUAGAAAAUGCAAUAGCUCACCAGAAACUAUCCAACAUAUAACAGACGCAUGUAAAGCAAUAGCCCAGACUGAUUAUAAACACAGAACAUGAACAAGUUGCCAAUAUCAUCCACCAAAAUCUUGCUCUACAAUACAAUUUCAUACAAUCCAUACAGCAUUAUUAUAAAUACAUUCCUGAAACUGUUCUGGAAAACCAGACAACAAAAUUAUAUUUUGAUAGAGCCAUAUUAACAGACCGCACUAUCCACUUCAAUAGACUGGAUAUAACGUUAGUAAAUAGGAUUGCUAAAUCCGCUUAUUUAAUAGAUAUCGCUAUCCCGAAUACUCAUAACCUCCAGAACACAAUAUCAGAAAAACUAACCAAAUACAGAGAAUUUAAGGAUGAAAUAAGUAGAAUCUGGCGCCUUGAAAAGGUUACAAUAGCCCCUAUAGUUCUUUCUACGACUGGAGUCACACCGAAACGGCUACACCAAUCUUUAAAAACCUUAAAUCUAAUCACCUACAACUUAUAACCAACUUCAGAUGGCAGCUAUAUUAAAUACGUGCCGAAUAGUGAGAAACUACUUACAGACAGACGGACAAACUUCCUCACUUACAUCCACCAGCCGCAUAGAUACCAACGCAACAGUACAACCUCAAAAUUACAUGUCUAGUAUCACAACUCCCAAUGUUGAUAAUCCUGCCGUAAAUACAAUUAACGACCUUCCUGUUAUACACUUGACUUAGGCACUUGGUUUAAACAGACCGAGCAUAAAAAUUUAAACAUAAUAAUAAAAUAUUUAUUUCGGACAUAAUCCAUAUAUUGUUAGUGAUUUACAAAGUAACUUAAAAACUAGUGUUAGUAACAGAAAACAAGUAUCCAAAAUAUCACACAGUGAAACAAAACAGUACGUCCUACCAGCUAGGAUCUCACCCUUUGGUCACCGGUAUUUGUACAUCCACCGUGGUGUGAAGAUGAAUCCACUGAUACAGUAAUGGGGAGUCCCAUCGGUCGAUUAAGACACGGAUAAUAUUAUUUGAGCUGGCACGCGAGCGCCUUAAAAGAGUCGCACAUCGCUUUUUUAAUAAUUGCAUAAAAACAGUGAGUAUUUGCGUCGGCAAACAUUUUAGACGCACUGCAAAAACGCGGCAGCCCAAGCUUUACAGACCUAAAGCUUGGGCUACAUACAUUUAUUAGAGUUUGGAAAUUUUACUAGCGUUGUUGCCUCUCAAUCACUGGACGAGGCGAGGAUGUUAUAUCGUGACGGUCGGUGUGAAGCGCCAAUCUACAUUAUAAAGUAAUACUGGUUUUUUUUUGUUAUCACCUAUGAGGGUGACACAGUCAUUUCUGACAAAACACUAUAAAAAAAUAAGGGAAAAACAAAUUGUGUUCGGUUAUUUAAAUAGUACCUUUUUUUCUCACGACUAGCGCUUACUGUAUAUAACAUGAUAUGUAUAUAAGAAUGUAUAUAACAUUUUAAUAAAAACUCGUAGAACACACAUUAUAAUGUGUCAGCUUCUUAGUCCUGCGAGUUAAUUUUAAAAGUUAUCUUUUGUAAGCAUAUCGGCAAAUUAAUUUAUUUUCUGACUAAUUAAUUUUAUUUAUAUAUUAUUGUGUACAAGUUAUAUUUUUGUUAAUUAAAAUAAAUGAUAUGAACAUA